AUGAGUCCGGAUGUCUAUCAGCCCUCUGAGCUAGACUCUGAAGUGGCCAUCUACGGAGCCCCAGGGAUGCUGACAACACACAGGGCCGAGUUAGCGAGGCAUCACCCGCGCACUGUGGCCGCGGUUUCUGUCGACGAUGAUGGGAUCUACCAUCCAAGCGUUCCGGCUGGAUAUGAGGAGUCUGCAGCGAAUGUUAAGAACGACGAUCUUGCAGAGCUCUCUAAAUUCUGGAUUUCUCUAGGGAUUCCUCCGGGAGAGCGAGACAAUGCCUACAUGAAGGUCAUCGAAGAUUCUAAGCUCCUAAAUAAAUACAUCGAUCGUCUUGCUAUUCUAAGCUAUUAUCACCAACUAUAUAAAGAGCUCUUUGCGGCGCGUGAGAAGUGUAAGGCAAAUAUCAACGGCUCCUUGUCCGGCACCCAAGGCUCUCGACAUGAUCUUACUGUCUUACUUCUCUCCCUCAGGAACCUGACGCUUCGCCUCUUCACACUUGUCAACGCUGCCAGGACACUAUGCCAAAAGCCUAUCCUCUUUCCAUCUAUGAAGCUAGCCCCCGGAAAGGGUUUCAACACAGAAGAUGACUGGAUAACCUACAUUAAGGAGGAGUCCUUUAUCACUCCUAGCGUUGCGGAGCUCAUCUUCAUCGUCCUCAAGUUCUUUCCCUCUAUGACACCCUCAGCGAUCAAUGAGAAGGUCUCCGCCUUCUUCAAUACAGCCCUUUCAGCCGGGCGCAUCUUAUUUGGGAAGCAUCUCCUUGGAAGUGCCUCCAGUGGAUAUAAGGACGGCCAGAAUAUGGCUAUGACUUCCUUAAAAGCCAGUUCCACCUCGAGCGACACUCUUUGUGAAGUUCUGGGCUAUAGUAGACCUCUUACAGCGGCAGACAUUUCUCUACACCUUAUUCUAGGGAUAAACUUUGAGACUCCCUUCACAGACAGUGAUCUCCCCGAAAAGUGGUUGCAGCAGCUCGAGAAACGAAGUGGUGGAUCCAUUGUGAACGCGUUCCAGUACAACAACGAUACAGCCGAGCCAGAAACACUUUCUCCAAGGAUUGUCUGGGAUAUGGUGAAGUGUGAGAGCAUGGUAAGGGAUAACUUCAUAAUGAUAGCCAGCAAGCAAGAGAAAAAAGGCCAGAGAACUGUCGUUGUCCCAAUUUCUCGAGAUAGUACUUGGAAGGUCCCCGAGUCCUAUAACUUAACGUCCACCGUCACGCCCAUGUUCACUGAGGCACAUGUCCGCACCGUCACAGACACCGAGCAGAUGCAGCACGAGACGCGCUCGGCCAGAUCGACAAAGUCUGUCAGAUCAACACGAUCAGAUGUUGAGGUAUCUGCGCUGAAUCCAAAUAUACACACACCUCAUGACAGCUCUAUCUUCGUCGAUGCCAUAGAGGAUCAACGAGGCUGUUAUGCAGCGCGAGGCGUCAUAUCUCAGGAGAACGCUGCGGCAAGAAUGGCACGAGUGCCUCCAGACAUUCUCAGUCACCCGCAGGACACACACGCCGCCUAUGAAGUAUCUGAGACACGUAUUCACGGUGCCCAAUCCAAUGGAGACCAGGAGAUCAUUUUCACCGGCUCGACGGGCCACAGGCCAGAAAGCAAGUACUCUGCCACCAACGAGUCCACUUACUCGCGAUCUAACUACGCCACAAGUGCCCUAGAUGGCAACGAGUGGGCCCCCGCACGUGGGCCUCGUAAGAUCGAAAAGAGUGACGACCACAAAUACACUGUAUAUGAUCCCAAUGCAGAGAGAAACGAAACGUAUACAACCAUAGGAAAGGACAACUUUCCAAAGAGACGUAAUUCGAAGAUCUUCGUGCAAGGGCUCACAGGCUCGGGACUGGAGGAGGUAGGGGGUACCCCAAAGAUGCGACGAAGGGGCUCCAAAGUCUCCCUGGAGAGAACAGACAGUACAGGGUCCAUUCAGGAUGAUCAGGCUUCCGCCCCAACAGGAGCUGGGACACCGAAGAUGAAACGCCGUGGGUCCAAGAUCGCUCUGUCUAAUAUUGACGAUGAAUCCCCUAGCAAGCUAGUUAAAAGACGUGGAUCUAAAGUCUUCACUCCAAAAGACAAGUCAGAGGAGCCGUCCAAGUUUGGAAGGCGCAACUCGAAGGUUGUCAGCAGUAACGCCGAGUCCAAGAAUUCUACUCCGAAGAUGACCCAGUCGAAGCUUCAAGAGUCGGAGCUAAAGGUGCCUCAACCGAUAGAGAACUAUACAAUUGAGCGUGCAACAGAAGAGGAGCUAAUGGAGCGUGCACGCGCUGUUGCAAAUGAUCCCGUUUCCUACUUACGGGAGCCAUCCAAUGUGAGCACGACAGGUAUGAACGAUCCCGUAUUUGUCCUUUGUGAUCCGUCUGCCUUCAGCCACGAAAACACAGACCCAGGAGUUAAGAUAAGUGGUGAGUCGUCAUCUCAUAAUGCCCCUGUCAGCAAACCCAGUAAUGCUCCCGUGGGUGGCCAAGUCAUGGGCACAAAGGCGUAUGCAAACGUACAGAACAACCGCGUUGGUCCUCGCACUGCUAACAAGCCCGAGGACCACGUGGUUAUUAUGGCAGACGAUAUCUACCGCGGUGAUUACAGCGAAGUGAGCGCUAGCACAUCUGUUGCUCCAGGUCCAGAGCACCCGUCUGAUGCAGGCAUCGUUUUUCUGGCGUCGCUGACAAAGUAG
Molecule: messenger RNA, 2661 nt
Organism: Giardia duodenalis
Lineage: Eukaryota; Fornicata; Diplomonadida; Hexamitidae
Exons: 1
Coding region: 1-2661 (886 amino acids)
Source: RefSeq, a predicted model, not a curated record